Molecule: messenger RNA, 621 nt
Organism: Adineta steineri
Lineage: Eukaryota; Metazoa; Rotifera; Eurotatoria; Adinetida; Adinetidae
Source: the annotation of a GenBank genome assembly
AUGGUGCAAAUUGACGAACCUCUUCAUCCAUUAUGGUUAGGUAUAUUAAUGUUAUUUUCUGUAAUGAUUAUUCUUGGUAUAUUAUGUUUUAUGCGAAGAAAAUGUGGUUCACAAAUACGUCAUGUAUUUAAAGUUUUGUGUUGUGGAAGUGAACAUAAUAAUGAACAUCGUGUAAAAACAUCUAAACAUUCAUCAAUGAGUACUGCAUAUAAUUGGGCACCAGUAUAUAAUCCUGCUCCUCAUCAGUCACCAAAAUUAUAUACAUUAGUUCGAAAUAUUCAAAUGACUAGUUUUGAUAGAGAACAAGCUAUACAAGAAACAAAUAAUAGUGAUGAUAAUGUUGAAAAUGAUAUUUUUUCAAUACCUGAUGAAUCUGAUCAAAUUAAAACAUCUACAAAUCGAAAGAUUUCUCAAUCAAGUCAAGGAUCAAAUCUUAAACGAAAUUGUGAAACAGCUCGAAAAUUUUAUGCAAGUAUGCGUCGAACAAGUCAAUGUCAAACAACAUCAUCAAAUAAUAGUACUACAAAUGAUUCAUCAUUAAUAACACACGACCGAUUAAUCAAAACAAAUCAUAAUGAUAAAUUAAAAUUUUUUCAUACAACACGCUUCUUUAAUCAUUAG